Messenger RNA from Anolis sagrei ordinatus, 1349 nucleotides. RefSeq names its product carboxypeptidase A1. NCBI's taxonomy places the organism in Eukaryota, Metazoa, Chordata, Lepidosauria, Squamata, Anolidae. Gene Ontology annotation, molecular function: zinc ion binding; metallocarboxypeptidase activity. The record is from RefSeq and is a predicted model, not a curated record. Gene Ontology annotation, biological process: proteolysis.
AGGACCCCGAUCCCUAGUUAGCCUUCUGAGUUGGAGAAGAUGAAGGGCCUCUUGGUGUUGGCGAGUCUCCUGGCGGUUGCGUUCAGCACCGAGAUCUUUGAGGGUCACCAGGUGUUGAGGAUCUUUGCUUCCGAUGGGUUCCAGCUGGAGAAGGUGAAGGAGCUGGAAGCACUUGAACAUCUUCAGCUGGACUUCUGGCGCGCUCCCGCUCACCCUGAGAUCCCAGUUGACGUGAGGGUCCCAUUCUCCAGCCUCCAAGGGGUCAAGGUCUUUCUGGAGUCCAACAACAUCCAAUACUCCAUCAUGAUCGAGAACGUUCAGAAAUUAGUUGAUGAGGAAAAGCUCUUCAUGUCACGGCAGCACUUUAUGCCCCGAUCCGUGGAGAACUUCAAUUACGCUUCGUACCACAAUCUGGAUGAAAUCUACGAUUUCAUGGAUCUUCUAGUGAGUGAAAAUCCCUUGGUCAGCAAAAUCCAGAUUGGCAAGAGCUACGAAGGUCGCCCAAUCAAUAUCUUGAAGUUCAGUACCGGAGGAACCAAGCGCCCAGCCAUCUGGAUCGACACCGGCAUCCACUCCCGCGAAUGGGUCACUCAAGCCAGUGGGAUCUACUUUGCAAAGAAGAUCCUUGACACUUAUGGCAAAGACCCUUCGCUGACCUCCAUCCUGGAUAAUUUUGACAUCUUCCUUGAAAUUGUCACCAACCCUGAUGGAUUUGCCUUCACUCAUAGCAAGAACCGCAUGUGGCGCAAGACGAGGUCAAUCAACGCUGGGUCAUCGUGCGUUGGAGUAGACCCCAACCGGAACUGGGAUGCGGGUUUUGGAGCGGCUGGCGCCAGUGGCAGCCCUUGCACCGAAACCUACCAUGGGCCUUAUGCCAACUCCGAGCCAGAGGUGAAAGCCAUUGUUGACUUUGUGAAGAGCCAUGGCAACAUCAAGGCCUUCAUCUCCAUCCACAGCUACUCCCAGCUCCUCCUUUAUCCCUUUGGAUACACCAGAACGGCUGCGGCGGAUAAGGCGGAACUAGAUGCUGUUGCUAAGAAGGCAGUCAAUGCUCUUGCUUCCCUCCAUGGGACCAAAUACAGAUACGGUAGCAUCAUCACCACCAUCUACCAAGCAAGUGGAGGAACCAUUGACUGGACCUACGAGCAGGGGAUCAAGUACUCCUACACCUUUGAGCUGAGGGACACCGGUCGCUACGGGUUCCUGCUGCCCGCCAGCCAGAUCAUCCCGACGGCCGAAGAGACCUGGCUGGGCCUCAUGGUCAUCAUGGAACACACCCGGGACAACCCCUAUUAAGCCGGAGCCAAACCGGCUCCUCUGCAGCAACAAUAAAGCCUUUGCAUGAGUUA